This is a messenger RNA of Trematosphaeria pertusa, 1510 nucleotides long. RefSeq names its product glycoside hydrolase family 5 protein. Gene Ontology annotation, cellular component: extracellular region; cell surface. Gene Ontology annotation, biological process: glucan catabolic process. The coding region runs from base 219 to 1496 and encodes 425 amino acids. The transcript has 3 exons. Lineage: Eukaryota; Fungi; Ascomycota; Dothideomycetes; Pleosporales; Trematosphaeriaceae. The record is from RefSeq and is a predicted model, not a curated record. Gene Ontology annotation, molecular function: glucan exo-1,3-beta-glucosidase activity.
GGGAAGACACCAUCAUCUCCUGCCCUGAAAAGGAGCCUGUUUCGCCUUCCGUGGUUCUUUCCCCGUUAGCAUUGGGCUACGACCCUUCGCGCGCAGCUUUGAGUCUGUCUGCUCUUCCACUCACUCCCCAGGCGUUCGUUGUUUGCUUCUUAUGUUGUACGCUUUCGUUGAAUAGCUCAAUUGUUUAAUACCGUAAUAUCGCACGUCUUUCUCCCGUCAUGCGACUCUCCUCAUCUUUGACGGCUGUUGUGGCCGCUGCAGCUUCCCUCGUGAACGCUGCGCCAGCGAACGAGAUCGAAAAGAGACGUGUCGCAUACAACUGGGGUACCACAAAGGUGCGGGGUGUCAAUAUUGGAGGAUGGCUUGUUCUCGAGCCGUUCAUCACGCCAUCUAUCUUCACCAAAUAUAGUACGAGUACGUUUACGCCUGUCGAUGAGUGGACACUCUGCCAGAAGCUUGGCAAACAAGGGUGUUACAACGCGCUGAAGCCGCAUUGGGAUAGCUUUGUCAAGCUCUCGGAUUUCCAGAAGAUCAAGAACGCGGGAUUCAACGUCAUCCGGAUUCCUAUUGGAUAUUGGGCAUAUCUGGAUGCCGGCGGUCCGUACACGUUCGGAGCGGCACCGUAUUUGGACAAAGCCAUUGGGUGGGCGCGACAAGUUGACUUAAAGGUCAUCAUCGAUCUCCAUGGAGCGCCGAAGUCGCAGAACGGCUUCGACCACAGUGGCCACAAACUCCCAAGCCCGCAAUGGGGCCAAGGCGACAGCAUUCCACAGACGCACAAGGUGCUCAAGAUGAUGGAGGACAAGUACGCCAUCAAAUCCAUGCAGGACGUUGUCAUCGCGAUCGAGGUGCUCAACGAACCAUUCCUCUCCAUGCUCGACUCGAACAUGGUCAAGCAAUUCUACCGCGACAGCUACUACAACCUGCGCAAGAUCAGCGAUACGCCCUUGAUGAUACACGACGGGUUCUGGGACCCUGCAUGGCUCAACGGUUUCCUGACGCCUUCGGACAACAAUGCUCAAUUUGUCAUCGUCGAUCAUCACGAAUACCAGAUCUUCGACUCGAAUCUGGUGGCUAUGUCGCCAACGCAGCACAGAACCCAAGUUUGCAAUUCGGUAAAUGGGUACGCGAACUCGGAUAAGUGGACUAUGGUUGGCGAGUGGUCAGGCGCCAUGACGGACUGCGCACCGCAUUUGAACGGGUUCAAAUCGGGUAACCGGUACGAGGGUACGUGGUCGGGCAGCUGGCGCAUUGGGUCCUGCGCUGGGAAGAGCGGGAAGGUGAAUACAUGGAGUCAAGCUUGGAAGGAUGAUGUCCGCCGAUAUAUCGAAACACAGCUAGAUGCCUUUGAAGCGAAGACGGACGGCUGGACUUUUUGGAACUUCAAAACUGAGGGCUCUGCUGGCGAGUGGGAUCUGUUCCAGCUGCUGGAUAAUGGCGUCUUCCCCCAGCCGCUCAACAACCGAAAGUUUGGGAAGUAUUGCAAGAACUUUUAGGCGGCGAGAGAUGG